Messenger RNA from Effrenium voratum, 1710 nucleotides. The record is from the annotation of a GenBank genome assembly. Lineage: Eukaryota; Dinophyceae; Suessiales; Symbiodiniaceae.
AUGGCGUUGGCCUCCCUGGAGGCGGUGCCACGGAUCCUCAGCAUCCAUGAGGUGAGCCAUAGCCCGGCGAUGAGCUCCCCAGACGGCACUGCCUGCGGCUCGACCCCGCCGACGCCAGGCACUCCGAUUCGCCGGGUGAACUCGUCAAAGCGCCUAGGGGACGACAUUGUGCAGCUGGCGCAGCGUGAGGACUUUUCAGACUUGGCGGACUUUGACCCGGUGGGCACCGGCGGAGCUGGAAAAGCGGACUUUGUGGAUCUUACUGGCCUCUUCGCGGCCGUGCAGCGCCCAGAGAGGUUGGUGGCUGAGCUGCCGGUCCGGAGGGAGGCUCCCGAGGCAACGCCUGACACCAAGGCGGCGGACCAGCAGGAUCACCCUAAACGCCUGGUGGCCGAAAUCGAGGCUGGCGCACUGGGCCUGCGCCCGUUGCCGGACGGGCUGCAGCUGGAUGCCCCGGCGAUCUGCGGCUCGGCGAUGCCGGCGGCGCCGGACUUUGGCGAGGCCUCGCCGGCGUCCACGCUGCCGGCGUCACCGCCGGAGGGGCGGGCCUGGGGCCACCUCUCCCACAAGCGCGGCCGCAGCCUGGAUGCCACGUUGCAGCAUCCGUUGAACCUGGACGCUCUGGACUUGCAGCCCACGCUGGAAACGACGCCGGCGCCGCUGUUCGCGGCGCCGGAGCUCAGCUCCGCGAGUCUGGCGCAUGCGCUGGACUUGCAGCAGAGCAUCCCUGCGUUCAGUGCCAUCCGAGCGCUGGAGGCGAAACAAAUCCCCGCGCCGGCCCCGGACUGGCAGCUGCAGCCCUGGCAGCCGGUGCAGGGAGCUUCCAUCGCCGUCGCGCGAGUGCGGGAGGCUGAGAAGGCCGAGCGGGAUGCCUUCCAUCGCUUCAUGCGGGAGGGCGACUUGCUUCUUCUGGACGCGCCGUACCAGGCAUACCUCAAGUAUUGCGAAGCCAACAGCCAGCACCAGCGCCUCUACGACUACAAGUCAGGCGACGCCUUCCGCGGCAUGGCGCGUGCUCUCUCGAAAGCCGCUUUGGCGCCGCCGCGGUCGCUUGCCCCAGUGGAGGAGCACCUGGACUUGGGUAUGGCGAUGCUGGAGUCUGCACUCGCUGCUGGGUGCCAGCUGGGGGACGCCCGCAGCGACCCGCUUUUGGCGAACCUGCGCCGGUUCCGCCCGCAGCGCUUCGCUGCGCUCAUGGAGCAAGUGCCAGCCACCGGCCUCGACGCCCUCGCAGUGACGGCGUCUGCCGGGGUGGCGGCGCUUGCGACCAUCGCAGGCAUCCAGCCCAUUGCACAGCCGGCGGCCUCAGCGCCAGCGGCGCCAGUGCUGCCGGUGGUGCCGGUGGCAUCGGUGGCGCCGCCCACGAUGCUGGCGCCGGUGGCGCCAGUAGCGCCGCCCAUGGCGCUGGUGGCGGUGGCACCGCCCACAGCACCGCCCCCGGUGCUGGCAGAGGCGGGCGAGCUGGAUGUCUCGCAGGACGCCAGCGGCGAAGAUAGUGACAGCGAGGGCAGUGAGGGCAGUGAGGGCAGCGCGGGCAGCGAGGACAGCGCAGGCGAGGAAUCGGACGCCGGGAGCCAGGAAGCCGAGGGCGACGCCUCGGAAGGCGACGCCUCGGAAGGCAAUGCCUCGGAAGGCGACGCCUCGGACGCGUCGGAGGGCGGAAGCCCCCGUGGUGCUUGGGAGUCGCUGAAGGCGCUCUUUGGCUGGUGA